Racocetra persica is the source of this 175-nucleotide messenger RNA. The record is from the annotation of a GenBank genome assembly. Lineage: Eukaryota; Fungi; Glomeromycota; Glomeromycetes; Diversisporales; Gigasporaceae.
AAUUUGACAUGAAAACACAAAUGCAAAGUGAUGAUUCAAGUGAUUCAGAUUGUGAAGAAACUAAAGAUACAUUAGAAAAGGGUGGUUACCAUAAUAUAUCUACAAUUCUUCGAUUUCUUAUACCCAAACUUGUCGCAAACAAAGUUCUCAGUUAUGAAACCCCUACAAUAUACUU